Papaver somniferum (opium poppy) is the source of this 798-nucleotide messenger RNA. Its product is annotated as autophagy-related protein 8f. Gene Ontology annotation, biological process: cellular response to nitrogen starvation. Lineage: Eukaryota; Viridiplantae; Streptophyta; Magnoliopsida; Ranunculales; Papaveraceae. The transcript has 6 exons. The record is from RefSeq and is a predicted model, not a curated record. The coding region runs from base 183 to 551 and encodes 122 amino acids.
CGUACAAGAGGAGACCAAAACCUAUCGAAAAUAAUACUACUCAUUAAACAAAGAGAUAUAAACAAGGAAAAGAAAGCAUCUAAAGGCGCCAUUCUUUGUUGUUAUCUUCUUCAAUCCCUCACCGGCUUUAGUUUUCUCUGUGUUCUACCCCCUUACCCCGAAUACCAGUAAUUUCGAUUACAAUGGCGAAAAGUUACUUCAAGCAAGAACAUGACCUUGAGAAGAGGAGAGCCGAGGCUGCUAGAAUCAGGGAGAAAUACCCAGACAGAGUUCCAGUGAUUGUGGAGAAAGCUGAGCGAAGUGAGAUUCCAAACAUUGAUAAGAAAAAGUAUCUAGUGCCAGCUGAUUUGACUGUUGGGCAAUUUGUCUAUGUAAUCCGAAAGAGGAUCAAGUUGAGUGCAGAGAAAGCAAUCUUCAUCUUUGUGGAUAACGUCCUCCCUCCAACAGGUGCAAUAAUGUCCACGAUAUAUGACGAUAAGAAGGAUGAAGAUGGAUUUCUCUAUGUUACAUACAGUGGGGAGAACACCUUCGGGACCCAGAUUCUGCCUUAGCCCAAGUUAAUUUAACUCGUUAAUCUUAUUUUCUUCCAUGGUCUUAGUUAUGCGACUUCCUUUUUUCUCGCAUUCUUGCCAAUGUUAAUAAUUCCAUCUGAUAUUCUCUGACGAUAAUAUCUAAGAUCAUGCUGCUGAUAAAUUUGUAUAGUUAUGCUCUUCUGUUUAUAUUUCUCAGUUCUGUCAGUAAGAUGUUCUGGAUUUUACUAUAUACGCUCCUUAAAUAAAAUGCUUUAUUAUUCAUGAA